Messenger RNA from Leptosomus discolor (cuckoo roller), 504 nucleotides. It is a transcript of the gene TNFRSF17, whose product is annotated as TNF receptor superfamily member 17. The record is from RefSeq and is a predicted model, not a curated record. Gene Ontology annotation, molecular function: signaling receptor activity. Lineage: Eukaryota; Metazoa; Chordata; Aves; Leptosomiformes; Leptosomidae. Gene Ontology annotation, biological process: tumor necrosis factor-mediated signaling pathway.
AUGGCACGCUGCCCCAAAAAUGAAUACUUUGAUAAUUUGCUACUCUCUUGUAAGCCGUGUCAUCUUCGAUGUUCUAGCGCACCGCCGCCUUCAUGUGAAAGCUACUGUGAUACGAGUACUGAUUCAAAUGGAGUUCUUUGGAUUUGUUUGGGUUUAGGAGUGAUUUUAAUGCUCACUCUGUUCACCUUAAUGGUCUUGUUUAGAUGGAAGCACCUAAAGCAACUGAAAGAAAAACUGAAAAACACAGACUCUUCUAUGGAGCUGAAUUAUAUUCUCAAGGCUAAUACUGAAAGCAGUGUGAAUACAGAAGGAACUGGACACUCACUUCAAAGUGAAACAAUAAUGUAUUCAGUGGAAGAAUGCACUUGCCAUGACUGUGGCUUGGUAAAACCUCAGACUGGCUAUGAAACUUCAUUUCCAUUACCAGCUACAGAAGAAGGAGCUACUGUUCUAGUUACCACAAAAUCUUUUGAUUAUUGCAACUAUAUUCUGGGUGCUGGGUGA